Messenger RNA from Cetraspora pellucida, 726 nucleotides. NCBI's taxonomy places the organism in Eukaryota, Fungi, Glomeromycota, Glomeromycetes, Diversisporales, Gigasporaceae. The record is from the annotation of a GenBank genome assembly.
AUGGGUGCUCGAGGAUCGAAACAAAUCCAAAGAAAGUUUCCACAACAUGCUUCAGAAGUUAAAUCUAGCGCAGCUGAAACACAUGCUAAAAUUCAAAAACAAAAUACGGUAGACGAUGCUGUAAUUUCUUCUCAUAACAUUAUAGCAAGUGCAACCCGUAAUAAAGUAAUUGAAGAAGAUGGUAAAGAUCCUCACCUACUAAGUAAUUUACAAGAAAUUGGUCAAGUAACUUUACCAAAAGUUUCAAUACCAUUUAAACAGUCUGAUGGAAUACUGGAAAUUCUUAAACAUAGACAAAUAGAACUUAAAGAGAACGAAAAUGUAUUGCAGAAAAAUAGAAUUUCUGUGAAUCAAUUAAAUGAAAUGUUGGAAAAAAGAAAUUUAGAUCCAAAUGAAUGGACACCGGAAAAGUUGGCUUCUCAAUAUAAUUUAGAUGUUCCAACUAUUAAAGUUUUGUUGAAGCAUAUAAAUACUUUUACAAUUAAAGCGCGAAUAGUGGAACAAGUAAAAGAAAGUCCUGUAAAAACUGAUAUAGUAGCCAUAACCAUAAAAGUUUUUUCUGCACCGAAAUUUCCGCUAGGAGAUUCGGAUGUUUGGGAAGGAAUUAUUGUAAUAAGUGAAAAAAUUGUUGUAAUAAGUGAAAUAAUAAGUGAAAAAAUUGUUGUAAUAAGUGAAGAAACUGUUGUAAUAAGUGAAGAAACUGUUGUGGUGGGGGUUACAAAAUAG